AUGAUCCUCCGACGCCCGCUCCUCCACGCCUCGACGGCCGUCGUGUCCGCGCCCAGGACCUGCGUGCGCAAGCUGCAGCACUCGAUCCCCAUGCGGCCCGUCCCCAAAGCGACGCCCUUCAUCCCCGACACCGCCGCCUUCCUGACCGCCAUCGGCCGCGGGCUGUCGGCGCACGCCACCAAGAUCCCCUCGUGGGACGCCCUCUUCACCCUCACCUCGCCGCAGCUGAAGGAGCUGGGCAUCGAGCCCGCCCGCUCGCGCCGCUACCUGCUGCACUGGCGCGACAAGUUCCGCAACGGCGAGUACGGCGUCGGCGGCGACUGCCAGCACGUUGCCGACGGCGUCGCCGAGCUGGCCGUCGUCGAGGCCCCCGUCGCCCCGAACCCGCACCUGGGCAACUCCAUCAGCCCGCGCGCCGCCAGCCCCACGGCCACACACACCCCCGGCACCCGCCGCCUCGUCGUCAACGUGCCCCCGCGCCACGCCCCCGCCGCCCCGCUCGCCGCCCUGCGCCCCGUCCACGGCGUCCUGCUCAAGGGCGCCAAGACCAUCAAGGGCAGCUACGUCGAGCCCCUCAAGGGCAGCGACGGCCUGCGCGCCCGCAUACGCCUGCAGGAGGGCAUGUGGGAGCACACGCGCGGACACAAGGUCGACGGCGGCGAGCGAAGGAGGGCCGAGGUCAGGGCGAAGCGGAGGGCCGCCGAGAACAAGGAGAAGGCGAGGUAG
Ascochyta rabiei is the source of this 726-nucleotide messenger RNA. Its product is annotated as telomere length regulation protein. The transcript has a single exon. Gene Ontology annotation, cellular component: mitochondrion. The record is from RefSeq and is a predicted model, not a curated record. The coding region runs from base 1 to 726 and encodes 241 amino acids. NCBI's taxonomy places the organism in Eukaryota, Fungi, Ascomycota, Dothideomycetes, Pleosporales, Didymellaceae.